GUGUAAGUCUGCAAACUCUGCAUCAAACUCAUUUUCUCACUGCAUUUCUGACUAUUCAGACCACGUGUGCCCGGUUAUCUUAAAGAAGCUAUUAAAAGGUCCACGUUUUAAGAAAAAUGCUUGUCUUAUUUGAAACUCCAGCAGGCUAUGCUGUGUUUAAGCUGUUAGAUGAAAAGAAACUUCAGCAGACUGACAAUCUUUUCCAAGAUUUUCAGACACCUGAAGGUGCAAGCAAAGUGGUAAAAUUGAAGCAUUUUAAAAAAUUUACUGACACCACAGAAGCUUUGUCUGCCACAACUGCUGCUAUUGAAGGCAAACUAUCCAAGACCCUUCGUAAGACGUUAAAAUCCCUCUUUGCAGAGGAGGCUCAUGAAGCCUUAGCUGUUGCUGAUGCUAAACUUGGCUCAGCUAUUAAAGAAAAAUUACAGAUAAACUGUCUGUCAAACUCUGCAAUUCAAGAGCUUAUGAGAUGUAUUCGAAGCCAAGCAGACAGUCUCAUGGGAGGACUCCCCAAGCAAGAAAUGAUGGCCAUGGCUCUGGGCUUAGCCCACAGCCUGUCGAGAUACAAGCUGAAGUUUAGCCCAGACAAAAUUGAUACAAUGAUUGUUCAAGCUGUUUCUCUGUUGGAUGACUUGGACAAAGAAUUGAACAAUUACGUGAUGCGCUGCCGAGAGUGGUACGGCUGGCACUUCCCUGAAAUGGGAAAAAUCGUUACGGAUAACUUGGCCUUCGUCAGAACAGUUCAAAAAAUGGGAAUUCGAACUAACGCUGCAACUACAGAUCUUUCAGAAAUUCUUCCAGAAGACGUCGAGGAAAAGGUCAAGGAAGCUGCGGAAAUAUCGAUGGGAACAGAAAUUGCAGAGGAAGAUAUUUUGAAUAUUUCACAUUUGUGUGAACAGGUUACCGAAAUCACUGAAUACCGCAGUCAACUGUACGAAUAUUUGAAGAGCAGAAUGCUUGCCAUCGCUCCGAAUUUAACAGUUUUAGUUGGCGAACUUGUCGGUGCCCGACUCAUCUCUCACGCUGGGUCUUUAAUGAAUUUGGCCAAACAUCCUGCUUCAACUGUUCAAAUUCUCGGUGCAGAGAAAGCUCUUUUCCGCGCCCUUAAAACUAAACACGAUACACCUAAGUACGGUCUUAUUUAUCAUGCUCAACUUGUUGGCCAGUCGUCCACCAAGCUGAAAGGAAAAGUUUCGCGUAUGCUUGCUGCAAAAGCUGCUCUUGCUUGCCGUGUCGACGCAUUGGGAGAUGAUGUUAAUUCAGACCUUGGUACCGAACAUCGUGCCAAACUCGAAUCCCGUCUCCGAGUUCUUGAACAAGGGGGCAUCACGCGCAUUUCAGGCACAGGCAGGCAGAGUGGUAAAUUUGACGUUUAUCAGAACAAAAGUGAGGUAAGGCAAUACGACGCGGCUGCAGACUCUACACUUGCCACUAAACGCAAGGGAGACGAAUCCGGAACUCCAGCAACCCCAAAACGCGUUAAGGUCGAGAUGAAGGAAGAACCGGCUGAAGCUGCUGAAGAAGUUGUUGAGAAGAAAGACAAAAAGAAGAAAAAGAAAUCAAAGGCAGAGGAUGUCGAGGAGCCACCUGUGGCUGCUGAAGCUGAAGAGGCUGCUGGAACUGUUGAAAAAAAGAAGAAGAAGAAGAAAAAGUCUGCCGAAUGAAAAAGUUACAGCAACAAUAUUUUUUUUUUAAUUCUCUGUAUCGUGAGAAGCACGUUUUUGUUGGAUUUAAUACAUCCGCGACAUUUAUCAAA
Molecule: messenger RNA, 1756 nt
Organism: Daphnia pulicaria
Lineage: Eukaryota; Metazoa; Arthropoda; Branchiopoda; Diplostraca; Daphniidae
Gene: nop5
Product: nucleolar protein 58-like
Exons: 6
Coding region: 117-1664 (515 amino acids)
Cellular component (GO): box C/D methylation guide snoRNP complex; small-subunit processome
Molecular function (GO): snoRNA binding
Source: RefSeq, a predicted model, not a curated record